CAGAUAAUGCUUAAAGGAUUCUGCAGCAAUUCUUGGUAUUGGACCUAUUCAAAAUCUCUCCGACCUUUACCCUUCUGGCCCACUGCCUUCCAGCUUUAACUGAUUUGUGAUCCUUUCAAACAUUUUACAUGCUUUGCAAUGGUUACAUGAACUUUCUGGAAGCGGUAUUUUCACCAUCUCAUAUUUCAUUCACAAUGGGACUUUAGGAAAAGAAGUUGGAAUAAAAGCUUCCAAAACAUCAUUUUAAAAAAUGAAUCUUAUUGUGAAGCUUCGGAGAAGUUUCCGAACAUUGAUUGUGCUCUUAGCUACCUUUUGCCUGGUGAGCAUUGUCAUUUCUGCCUAUUUUCUCUACUCUGGCUACAAACAGGAAAUGACACUUAUUGAAACCACUGCAGAAGCAGAAUGUGCUGACAUUAAAAUUCUACCUUAUCGGUCAAUGGAGCUAAAAACAUUUAAACCUAUUGAUACAUCUAAAACUGACCCUAUGGUCCUCCUCUUUGUGGAGAGCCAAUAUUCUCAACUUGGUCAAGAUAUCAUAGCUAUCUUGGAGUCCAGCCAAUUCCAGUACCACAUGGUCAUUGCCCCAGGCAAGGGGGAUAUACCUCCUCUUACAGAUAAAGGCAAAGGGAAAUAUACUUUAGUUAUUUAUGAAAAUAUUCUAAAGUAUGUCAGCAUGGACUCAUGGAACCGAGAGCUUUUAGAAAAAUACUGUGUGGAAUACAGUGUUAGUAUAAUUGGUUUUCAUAAAGCCAAUGAGAACACCUUACCAAGUACACAGUUAAAAGGAUUUCCAUUAUAUCUCUUCAAUAACCUAGCUCUAAAGGACUGUUUCAUCAACCCUCAGUCUCCUUUACUGCAUAUUACCAAAGCCCCCAAGGUUGAGAAAGGCCCUCUUCCUGGGGCAGACUGGACUAUUUUCGAAUAUAACCAUUCAACCUACCAACCUGUGCUUUUAACUGAACUACAGACAGAAAAAUCCCCUUCAUUCUUGUCCAGUAAAAUACUUUACUCAACAGUAAUUCAGGAUCUGGGCCUUCACGAUGGAAUUCAGCGAGUUCUCUUUGGCAACAACUUAAACUUCUGGCUGCACAAGCUCAUCUUCAUAGAUGCCAUCUCCUUCUUGUCAAGGAAGAGACUGACAUUGUCCUUGGACAGGUACAUCCUCGUGGACAUUGAUGAUAUAUUUGUGGGGAAGGAGGGAACAAGGAUGAAUGCCAAAGAUGUAAAGGCAUUACUAGAGACUCAAAAUUUACUGCGCACUCAGGUUGCAAAUUUUACCUUCAACCUUGGAUUUUCAGGGAAGUUUUACCAUACAGGAACUGAAGAGGAAGAUGAAGGUGAUGACCUUUUGCUUCGGUCUGUGGAUGAGUUCUGGUGGUUUCCUCACAUGUGGAGCCACAUGCAGCCCCACCUGUUCCACAAUGAGUCAUCUUUGGUGGAGCAGAUGAUUCUCAACAAGGAAUUUGCACUGGAACACAGAAUACCUGUCAACAUGGGCUAUGCUGUGGCCCCUCAUCACUCAGGGGUCUACCCUGUUCAUAUUCAGCUGUAUGCAGCUUGGAAGAAGGUCUGGGGUAUUCAGGUCACCAGCACUGAAGAAUAUCCACAUUUAAAACCCGCACGGUACAGAAAGGGCUUCAUCCACAAUAGCAUCAUGGUCCUCCCUCGACAGACCUGUGGGUUGUUUACCCAUACUAUAUUCUACAAAGAGUACCCAGGAGGACCCCAGGAACUGGAUAAAAGUAUCAAAGGAGGUGAACUUUUCCUUACAGUCCUUCUAAACCCAAUCAGCAUUUUCAUGACUCAUUUAUCUAACUAUGGGAAUGACCGUCUAGGCUUAUACACCUUUGCGAACUUGGCCAACUUUGUGCACAGCUGGACCAACCUGCGUCUUCAGACUCUGCCACCAGUGCAACUGGCCCACAAGUACUUCGAGCUCUUUCCUGAGCAGAGAGACCCGCUUUGGCAGAAUCCAUGUGAUGAUAAACGACACAAAGACAUCUGGUCCAGGGAGAAAACUUGCGACCACUUACCAAAAUUCCUUGUAAUUGGGCCACAAAAAACAGGGACAACUGCACUUUACUUAUUUCUUCUUAUGCAUCCUUCCAUCAUCAGCAAUCUUCCCAGCCCCAAAACAUUUGAAGAAGUUCAAUUCUUUAAUGGCAACAACUAUCACAAAGGAAUUGACUGGUAUAUGAACUCUUUCCCUACUCCAUCCAACAUUACUAAUGACUUUCUAUUCGAGAAGAGUGCUAAUUACUUCCAUUCAGAAGAUGCCCCCAAGCGAGCUGCAUCUCUUGUCCCCAAAGCCAAGAUCAUCACCAUCCUCAUCAACCCUUCAGACAGAGCUUAUUCAUGGUAUCAGCACCAGAGAUCACAUGAAGAUCCAGCUGCCUUGAGGUUUAAUUUCUACGAAGUUAUUACAACAGGACAUUGGGCCCCAUCUGACUUAAAAACUUUGCAGAGGAGAUGCCUUGUACCGGGAUGGUAUGCAAUCCAUAUUGAAAGAUGGUUAACCUAUUUUGCUACUUCUCAGUUGCUAAUUGUUGAUGGACAGCAGCUGAGAUCUGACCCAGCUACUGUGAUGGAUGAAGUCCAGAAGUUUCUGGGAGUUACACCUCAUUAUAAUUACUCUGAAGCACUAACGUUUGAUCCUCAAAAGGGCUUUUGGUGUCAACUACUGGAAGGAGGAAAGACAAAAUGCCUUGGAAGAAGCAAAGGCCGAAAAUACCCACCCAUGGAUCCUGAGUCCAGAAGUUUCCUCUCUAACUACUACCGAGACCACAAUGUGGAACUGUCCAAACUGCUGCACAGACUGGGGCAGCCUCUGCCAUCAUGGCUGAGACAGGAGCUGCAGAAAGUGAGAUAGCACUGGGACUAGGCCAUGCCUCUCAAGAUACUUUAUCCUUGAGUAGAAAAAACAAGGCCCACAACUUUAUCCCUUAAUGCACUUGUGAUUUUCAACACAGGACUGUCUGAAUAAAUGUCCUUCAGUCUUUUUCAUAAAAUGAAAGCUAUUACAUAUGCACGCAUUGGCAAUUAUUAGCAUCAAUCCCUAUGUACGCUUUUCAGAAAAAAAAGAUGGGGGGUCUUGUGGCAUUAUCCAGUUUCUAAUGUGGGGAUUGUCGUACAGCUCAAUUCCUCUGUUAGCCAGAAGGUUUCAGAAAAUCAAUGUAUGACUAAUAAUGCUAAUGAUAUGCAAAUGGCCAAUUAAAAUUUUGAGGAAAAGAUAAAGACUGAAGUGUACGUAAAUGAAGUUAGUAGUAACUUAAUAUCUAAAUUAAGGGCUAACAUUUUCCCCUGGCUAAUUUUAAAACAAUUUUGCUUUUCUAUGAAAAGAAAUUAUAUAAUCCCAUACUCUUAGUUUGUGAAUGAUUAUUAUUUCUUUUAUUUACCCCACAUAUAUUUUCCUCUAUUGUUACUGCCCUUUAUGGUUUUUUGAAUUGCUAAAAAAAAGUUGUGAAGUUGCAGCCUAGAUGGUUUUCCUCUUUUACAAGGGGAAAUAUUAUUGAUUCAUUAACAUUACUGUUUUAUCUGACAGGGUAUGGAAUCCUCAGUGAAUCUAGAGUUCAUUCCAAUAAAAUCUGUUAGGAAGUUUUGGGGAAAAGUAGGAGUCAAAUCUGCAUAAUAUCACUGUUAUGUGUAAGGUGAUUUUUAAAUGGGUCCGGGAUCUUACUAUAUUAUUAAUCUAGAUAUUCCACCUUGACCAUGAUGUAGUAUUUUGUAUGCUUUUUCACUAUCCAAGCUAGAAAUGAAAAACUUUAUCAAUAAGGUAUUAAAUGAAGACACCAAGAUAUGUUUGCAGGUAUACCAAGGCAUUGUACCUUUACUGUAGUGUACGUCAAUCUUCUCAAAGCAUGGAUUUUUUCAUACAUAUUAGUACAUUUACUAUUGUAGAAGAUUACGUUUUUAAUGUCUAUUUUGAAAAAGAAAUAUAAUCAAAAACUUGCCUCUUUAAACAUCACUAAUUCUCUAACUUGAACCAAUUCCUCACUCAUGUUACCCAAAAAAUUAAUUGCUAGAGAAGUGACUUUCUUUUGACUUCGAGUUAUAGGUUCCUAUCCUAUUUGGAGGUUGUUGUCAUGCUAGUUGGAUCUUUAUCCCAUUUGUCAAUGAUGAUAUAGUAAGGCUUUGUUAAUCUUUUCAGUGAUACAUGAAGGUAAAAUUUCAAUGGCACGGUACAUCAAACUGGCUUUGAUAAUGUUAGCUAUCAAUCUAUCUGUUCUCCUCAAUAACUUUUCUAUAGCCUAUAAAUAAAAUGAUUUUUCUUAUAAUUUGAUAAAUUAUGCUUGUAAUAAUUCAGUAUCAAGCUGAAGACUUUUGUUUUUAUUUUUUGUUGUUUUAGGCAAGCAAAUCAAAUUGGAUAUUCUAAAAGAAAAUUAAGAAUUUUUAAUUUGAAAACCUAUCCUUGAAUUUAUACUUCAUUAUGACUUUUGUUUAUUUUCCUAAAAUCGUUUUCCUAGCAACCCCAGAAGCUGUUGAUCUUUUUCAGGAUAUGUAAUAUUUUUCUUGGAAAUCAGUUUAUAUAAUUCAUGCUUACUGCCAUGAUUGUUCUGUUAACUGUGGGGCUCAAACUGUCAGUGGUGUUACUCGUGUUGGCAUGUGAUCCAGGUACUCCAGGAACCACACUUAAAAUAAUAGGAAUUUUGUAUUUAGAGCUCUAACCUUUGGUUCAUUUCUUUAUUGGUUUCCUUUAGUUUAUGUUCUUUUCAUUUCUUAAAAUGAAGAUUAACAUUUUUGACCAAGUGAGAGAAAAUAAAUAUAUAUAAAAUAUAGAAGAGAUACUUUUCAUAUCUGGUAAAACUAAUACAACUCAUGAUUUUCCAACUCAUCAUCAUAUUCUUAAUGAUUAAUGUAACUCAUUUUCAUUUUCUGCAUUUUCUCAUUUUUCUCUCUGUAGAGUGUCACUGAUCCAGCUACAAAUAUCUGAGAGUAAACUUUCCCCAAACACCACUCUUCUCUUCUCCCCGUUAUUUCAAUCAACAUAAAUAUUUUCUUUAUUAAAGUUUGAUAAUGAAGACAAAAAAAUUUAACUAUAUAAGUUAAUCACACAAAAAAUAACUUGGAGAGAACCUGGACUGUAAUACUUUGCACUAUAAUAAAUCAGGAAAAAUAUGAGUUUAAAAAAUGUCUUGUACUGGUUGCGGUGGAGUGCACUUGUAGUUCCAGUGACUCAGGAGACUGAGAAGGAUUGCUUGAGUCCAUGAGUUGAGGCCAGGCCAACCUGGACAACAAAGAAAAACCUUGUGUGGAAAAGAAAAAAAAAAAAGGGCAUAGGUGGCACAAGCUUGUAAUUCUAGCUAUUCUGGAAACUGAGGCUGGAGUAUUUCAAGUCUGAGGACAGCCUGGGCAAUUUAGCAAGACCUUGUCUCAAACCAAAAAAAAUGUAAAUAAAUAAAAAGCAUGGGGACAGGAGAGCCAUUGAGUUCCAUCCCCAGUAUUACAAAGUAAAACAGAGGAAGGAGUAAGAUGAGGGGGUGGGAAGGAGGAAGAGAAAAGGAAGAAGAAUUUUUCAACCUUUACUCACUUUAGAAAUAUUGACUCAGAUUAAUUAUGUAAUUAUUGAAAUUUUUAAAUUUCAUUGUCUCUUAUGGCCUUAAAAGACAUCACUUUUUAGAAUUUUGAAAUACUUCCUAAAUCUUUUAAAGAUAAUUUUUUUUGUCUUCUGUCCUGAUUUUCUGUACCCCAAUUUCCCAACUCACAAAUAGAAUUAUUGAUUACUCCACUUUGAUAAAGGCUAGAAAAGUAUUUAAUUGUAAGUCCUCAUCAAAAUAUCAUAUA
This is a messenger RNA of Heterocephalus glaber (naked mole-rat), 5781 nucleotides long. The record is from RefSeq and is a predicted model, not a curated record. Lineage: Eukaryota; Metazoa; Chordata; Mammalia; Rodentia; Bathyergidae.